Erinaceus europaeus (western European hedgehog) is the source of this 4333-nucleotide messenger RNA. RefSeq names its product TEA domain transcription factor 4 (gene TEAD4). The coding region runs from base 502 to 1410 and encodes 302 amino acids. Lineage: Eukaryota; Metazoa; Chordata; Mammalia; Eulipotyphla; Erinaceidae. The transcript has 12 exons. Gene Ontology annotation, cellular component: transcription regulator complex. The record is from RefSeq and is a predicted model, not a curated record. Gene Ontology annotation, molecular function: RNA polymerase II cis-regulatory region sequence-specific DNA binding; DNA-binding transcription factor activity, RNA polymerase II-specific. Gene Ontology annotation, biological process: embryonic organ development; regulation of transcription by RNA polymerase II; hippo signaling.
GCCCGGGGCCCUGAGUCUGUGGCCUGGGUCUGCAGGGACCCCGCAGCACUGGGGGGAUCCCCCACUGGGAGGCGGCGUAGAGCGCUGGGCUGGGUGACCAAGGGCCAGCACCUCCUUGUGUACCCUACUACCGGGAGCAGGGGUGCGGCGGAAUUUAGGCCCCAGACUCUGAGCUGGGCCUCUGCGCAGUAUCCACCCAGCCCCCUGGCUGCAGCCCCAGGGGACAGUGAGCUAAGUGAAGAAAAGGUUUCCCCUCCUGCAGCUGCCUUACCUCCUCCCACCCCCCAGAAGUUGGGGCUUGAACCCAGGGCUUCAUACAGCAAGGGAUAUUCUCUACCAGGUCGCAAUGAGCUGAUCGCCCGAUACAUCAAGCUGCGGACAGGGAAGACCCGCACUCGGAAGCAGGUGUCCAGCCAUAUUCAGGUGCUGGCCCGACGCAAGGCCCGUGAGAUUCAGGCCAAGUUGAAGGAUCAGACAGCUAAGGACAAGGUCCUACAGAGCAUGGCAGUCCUGUCAUCCACUCAGAUCAUCUCGACCCCUGCCUUCCACACUAAAAUGGCCCUGGCCCAGGCCCCUGGCCACCCAGCUGUCUCUGGGUUUUGGCAAGGAGCACUGCCAGGCCAAGCUGGAACAUCCCAUGAUAUGAAGCCUUUCUCCCAGCACACCUGUCCGCUCCAGCCACCACUGCCUCUGCCAGUGUCUGAGUCUCCUGCAGGCGCUGUGCCGUCACCCCCCGCACCCCCCUGGCAGGGCCGCAGCGUGGCCAGCUCCAAGCUCUGGAUGCUAGAGUUUUCAGCCUUCUUGGAGCAGCAGCGGGACCCUGACACGUACAACAAACACCUGUUUGUCCAUAUUGGCCAGCCGUGCCCCGGCUACAGUGACUCCUGCCUGGAAGCCGUGGACAUCCGCCAGAUCUACGACAAGUUUCCUGAGAAGAAGGGUGGCCUCAAGGAGCUCUUUGAGCAUGGUCCCGCCAACGCCUUCUUCCUAGUCAAGUUCUGGGCAGACCUCAACAUCAACCUUGGGGAGGAAGGCAGCUCCUUCUACGGGGUCUCCAGCCAGUAUGAAAGUCGCGAGAACAUGAUCAUCACCUGCUCCACCAAGGUCUGCUCCUUCGGCAAACAGGUGGUGGAGAAAGUGGAGACCGAGUUCGCCCGCUACGAGAAUGGCCGCUACUUGUACCGCAUCCACCGCUCCCCGCUGUGCGAGUACAUGAUCAACUUCAUCCACAAGCUCAAGCACUUGCCUGAGAAGUACAUGAUGAACAGCGUGCUGGAGAACUUCACCAUCCUGCAGGUGGUCAUCAACAGGGACACUGAGGAGACCUUGCUGUGCUUGGCCUUCGUCUUCGAGGUGUCAGCCAGUGAGCAUGGCGCCCAGCACCACAUCUACCGGCUAGUGAAGGAAUAAGAGACGGGGCGGGUGGGGGACGCACAUGGGGACCUUGUGGGGCCCCGAGGCUCCUAGGACACUGAGGCUCCCGCAGGGACAGGUGAGCCUGGACCCGAGGCACCCAGCCCCCAAUAAACCCAGCGUUUGUGUUUCAGGGACUUUGGCUGGGUGAGCUGGGGGAACCCUACCAGAAGAGGGGGUCAGCGUGGGGAGUAGGCUGGGAGCAGUGCCAGCCAGGCAGCCUAGGUUAACUGGGAGCCCCCAUUCUGGCACUCUCACAGGAGUGCCUGGAGGGGCCUCUGUAUAGCUGAGCCCCCUGGGGUGGGAGGGGGCAGGACUUUGGGGGGUAUGGUCACAGCUCUUAGGUGGGGUGCACCCACUGUGGCCUGGCUGCUGGGGGACUUUUUCCAGACCUAGGGAGCUGCAGAGCAAGCCAGCAGAUGGAGGUGACCUGCUGGAGUUGCCAGGUGGUUUUGCUCUGAGGUUGUGACAGAACCACAAAAUGCCAGGAAGACGACAUAGGCCUGUGGAGGCCGUGGCUGGAGAGCCCAGCACACUCCCCUCCCCCCCCCUGCCAGGAUACACGCUGGGUGGGGUCCUCCCUCCCAAGGGUAUGUCUCCUGCUUCCCCCCCCCCCCCAAGGAGGAAGGGAGUGAAGCCACUCUGAGCCAGCUGGAGGUUGGGUGGCCUUCUGGGAACUUCCAUGGGCUUUAGGUCCUCGUGGGUUCCACUUAGUAAGGAGAUAACAUCCCCAAAGUGCCUGCUGCCUGAUGCAUUAAAGAAACAUCAUGGUGGCAAAUUUUGUAUCUUUUUUUCCUUAUUUUUUUAAGUGAGAUAAAGUGAAAGAGACCACAACACCAAAGCAGUGGGGACCAGGCUCAAACAUGGGUCAUGCACAUAACAAAGCAGCACACUAUCCAAGUGAGCUAUUCUCCCCCCGCCCCCAAUUAUUUAUGAAGUCAGAGGGGUCUGGCUCUUAGCUGCCACCUAAUAGCCUUGCAGUGUGACUGUCCUUGCAGAGGAAGCAGUUUCAGGAAUGGAGUGGAAGGGGUGCCAGCCGUGCGCUCCGUCUCUCAGAUCCCCAACUGGGACUGGAAUCAAGGUGCUUGAUUGCCAGCUAGCUGUGAGACAGGCUACCUAAGCUCAGUGCACCUCAGCUUCCUCAUUUGUAAAAGGGGUCUAAUAUAGUAUCUACCUCAUAUAUGUGGGUGCCUAGCCUCACACCCAGAGGUGGGUGUGCUCAGUGGACACAUACUGUCAUUAUAGGGAGGCUCCCAGCCUGGAGGAAGUUGGGGGCCUAGUCCUCAGAGUGGAGGGCCAGGGCUGCAGUUGGAAACCCCCCUUCUAACCUGCAAGGGGCAGAGUGGCCAGGGUUCCAGUGGGUACGGCCAGCUCCCCCAGCCUCCCUGCCCACCCCUGGCCAGCACCUCUCUGCCAACACCCACCCAGCCAGACCUCCUGUCCAGGUAUACAGCCACACUGUGUAGUGGGGCAGUGGGGGCCGGGGGUGGGGUCACACACCCAGGCACAUGUGUGGCUUGUCUGAGGCCCUCCAGUUCCUCCCCAGUCACUGUCACAGCCCCUGUCCUCCCACUUUGGGGAGCAUGUGCAUCUGGAUGUGCCUAUGGGAGCUGCCCCACUCAGGCCUUGGUGUCUGAACCCCGAGUGGCCAGCUGUGGAUGCAUUCACUCACUCACUUACUUACACACCCAUUUGGGGUGUGUUUGCUGGACUUUGCUUUGAGUCCAGUGCUGAGAUUGCCUAUUACAGGUGAGGCUGCAGGAAGCUUGCAUUUUACUGAGGGAGAGACAUAGGGAGCAAGUGGGCCAGACUCAGGCUGUGGACGAGGGGGCACUGAGGCUGUGACCCCUGGGAACUCUUGGGGCCAGGGGAGGGCGAGGAAGGACUUUCUGAGAAGGUUGUGCAGGACUGAGGGACACGGUAUGUGGGCUGUGGCUGUGAGUGUGGGUUCAUGGGACUUUUAUUUACCCUGAGUGAAGAGAGACUGUCUCUAGUCUCUGCUCAGAGGCUGGCGCCCACAGGAAACAAACACUGAUUCUGGAAUGUGGCAGAUGCUUGUGAAGAUUUGGGGGAAUGUGAGUGCAGCUGUGGGGACCCCACACCUCUGGAACAUCUCUCCGCACUUCUGAGGCCACUUGGCACUCUCAUAUGAUGUCCUCGCGGUGGGGACAUGGAAGCAGGUCAUUGCUCUGGCCUCAUGGCCUUGUUUUCCUUGGUCAUGUGACCUUCCCAGAAGGCUGGAAGCUUAUGGGGGUCGGCACAGUUGGGGGGUGGCUGUAGGUAGAAGGACAUAGUCCCUAUAAUUGGGGUGGCAUGGGAUCUGGGGCUCCUAUGGGAAGGGGGGAGGUAGCAGGAACUGCAGGUCUCUGACUUGGCCUUAGAGGCAGCUGUGCCCAGCCUGCACUAUCUGACCCCCCUCUUGCUCCCCUGCCCCCUGCUGUUCCAGCUUCUUUCCCCCCCCCCCCAAGGGCAAAGAUCUCUGAGAGUUGUUGCCAAGUGGCUUGUAACUGGGGUAGUUUUGGCCAGCCAUCUGUCCCCAGAGCAACCUUUGGGAUGUGAUGUGGGGAGCAAUGGGUGAUGGUUUCCUUCAGCCUGUCCUGGGGGGGGGGGGGGGCUAGUGGGAGUGGGGACUGCAGGAGCAACUCUGUACUGACUUUGGAGAGUGUCAGUGCUUGAGAUGUAGCUAGCCACUGCCCUGGAGGUUACAGCCUGAAUCCAGGGCUCUGUGCUAUGGCCUCACACAGUGGACUCCUGUGCCCAGCCCAGGGGAAGGAGGGGGAUCCCUGGGCAGUGGCCCAGGGGGAAGGAAAGCCUGAGGGUGCUGUGAGCUGGAGAGGCCCCCUGGGCUCAGUGUCUUGUACAUCUGCUCUGUGACACCUCCUUGUCACCUGGUCUUAAAUAAAAUCUGCACAACACGGCC